Molecule: messenger RNA, 276 nt
Organism: Echinostoma caproni
Lineage: Eukaryota; Metazoa; Platyhelminthes; Trematoda; Plagiorchiida; Echinostomatidae
Source: the annotation of a GenBank genome assembly
GCCGCAGUAACAAAAGGAAAACCUGCAUUUUCGAAGUUCAUGACCUAUGCAAAGGUAGAAAUGCGCCCGCCAACACUUACCGAUUUCAAUCUUGCACUUGCGGAGGCAAAUAGUUUAAUUGCUGAGGGUUUUCUUGACGCUAUUGUAACCUUGGAGGUUCUUGCGUGGUUCUUUGUCGGCGAGAUUAUCGGUCGAAGAAGUAUUAUAGGUUACAGCAGAGUUCCUGGAGGAUAUAUUAAGGCGCUGGUCAUCAGUUUCAGCUUGAACAACUAUUAG